Eurytemora carolleeae is the source of this 439-nucleotide messenger RNA. RefSeq lists its product as uncharacterized. The record is from RefSeq and is a predicted model, not a curated record. NCBI's taxonomy places the organism in Eukaryota, Metazoa, Arthropoda, Copepoda, Calanoida, Temoridae.
AUGCAGGUUUGGGAUAAAAGUGCAGAGUGCCCUGGAAACUGUGAAAAGGUAAAAGAAGCCAUUUUACCCCUGUGGUCCAAUACGAGGAUAUUGUGAGCUUUAAGUUUUCUCAAGAAUCUGACACGGAAUGCAACGUUGAGGGGUUCUCAACAGCUUCAUUAUCCUACGCAUAUUAUGAUUUUGGAACCAACUAUUGCAACCUGAGGAAUCUAAUGGAUGGUUCUGGAAUAUCUGAACAAGAUGGAUAUACCGAGGAGACAAGUGUAGAUGUUUGUAUGCAGCUGGAUACUGCAGAUUGUACUAAAUACUAGGAAAGAAAUCCCUCCGAAUCAAUACGACACGUAUUGUUGACUUGAAAGAGGACAAGAUUUUUCUAUGUUUUACUUCAUUGUGAAAACAAGAUAAAGAUAUCAUCAUGAAUAAAUCGAUUAUCAUAGUA